Molecule: messenger RNA, 1759 nt
Organism: Sabethes cyaneus
Lineage: Eukaryota; Metazoa; Arthropoda; Insecta; Diptera; Culicidae
Product: dnaJ homolog subfamily B member 14-like
Exons: 3
Coding region: 194-1273 (359 amino acids)
Biological process (GO): cellular response to misfolded protein
Cellular component (GO): endoplasmic reticulum membrane
Molecular function (GO): Hsp70 protein binding
Source: RefSeq, a predicted model, not a curated record
UAUAAGAACGAAAGUUGAAACAUGAAGUAGAAAAAUCGUAAUAAUUGUGUUGUGUGUUUCCUGCUGAAGAAAAUUGUUUUUUUUUUCUGGCAAUUAAAGCCCAAAUUCGACAGACUUAGGUGUUCAACUGUAAAUUGUGAUACUGUCUUUGAGCACUUGUUGAGAGCGGUCCGAAACUGCUUGCCAAGCCCCGAUGGAGGUUAACAAAGAUGAAUCGAGACGUUGCAUCGAGAUUGCAGUAGCCGCCUUUCGGGCAGGCAAUGUAGAGAAAGCUCAGAAGUUCCUGGAGAAAUCUCAGCGACUCUAUCCCACCAAGGAGGCCGAAGAGUUGCUGCGGCGUGUUCGGAACGUUGGUUCGACACGUACCGGAGGUACGGAGGAAUCAACCGCUCGUCGCAGAACGCUCAACAAGGAUGGCGAAAAAUCUCAAGAACCUAAACUAAAUGUCGAUUACACACCGGAACAACUGGAAGCCGUCAGGCGAAUUAAGAGAUGUAAGGACUAUUACGAAGUACUGGAUGUAACCAAAGAAGCAACGGACUCGGACAUCAAGAAAGCAUAUAAAAAAUUGGCACUGCAACUUCAUCCGGACAAAAAUAAAGCCCCGGGAGCGGUGGAAGCAUUUAAAAAUCUCGGUAAUGCAGUGGCCGUUCUAACUGAUACGCGCAAGCGGAAGGAGUAUGAUUUAUUCGGGAGACAAGAAAAUACCAAUCAUCACCACUCGAAUCAUCAUCAUGCGGGGCACAAUCAUCACUAUGAGUACAAUUUUGGAAGAGGUUUCGAGUCGGAUAUUAACCCGAAUGAUUUGUUCAAUAUGUUCUUCGGUGGAACCCAGCCCCGUGGUCGUGCACGAUGGCAAACGAAUGAGACCCAGUCCGGCAGUCCACCCAGUUUGAUAUUUGGCUUAGUGCUGUGCUUCAUAGUGGUCUCGAUGUUGUCAACUUUCUUCGCAUCGGAUCCACUGUACAGCCUACAGCAAACGCCAAAAUACUCCGUGGAGCGCCGAACACUGAACCUAAAGAUACCGUAUUACGUCAAGGACAACUUCGUGAGCGAAUAUCAGGGCUCGCUGAGCCGUCUGGAGCACUCGGUUGAAGAGGAAUACAUCAUGUAUAUGAAACGCAGCUGCCACAACGAACGCAACUAUCGGGACGCCAUGAUGGCUCGCGCCAAGAGCUUCGGUAGCAGAUCUCAGCUAACCAACGCCCAGCAGCUCAAGAUGCCUUCUUGCGAUGCACUCUACCGGAUAGGCGUUGGAAGGGUUAACUUUUAAAUUGUAUACCGUUAAAAGGGGGGGUAUUUGUGGGUUGAUAAAAAACCUAACGGUAGUAAUGCAUCGGUUAGGUGUAACAUUUUUACUAUUUAUCAAAUGGCUGUUCGAACCGAAAACGUGACCUAGUUGUGUUUUGUUUGCGUUUUACUUGUUAACAUAGCUCCGACGGCAAUGAUCUAAAACAAUCGUCUUUUCUGUUUACCAAUCGAGGUCAAUGUCAGACAAAAAUAUAGUUUGGAAGUGGCGUGCAACAAGAUCUACAACUUAUGAUCAUUUGGUGUCCGUCUUAGUAGAAUCUGUUUAGGAAGGUUAAAAUUUGGCCGUUUUAAGCGUAACUGCUCAUCGAAGAGACGACAAAACUGAGAAUUUCACUUGAGUUAAUCUUCUGUAACCUUAGUUAUCCAGUCUUAGGUUAAUCGUCAGUUUUGCAGUAUCUUAGAUUGCUAUAUGCCAGUUGAAAUAAAUUCUGUCCUAAAAUAAAGGUAC